CCUCCCAUUAAUGUGUGCACGUGCCUGCUUUGUCCAAUAAUGUGUAAACUAGAAUUCCUGCAUAGCCUCAAAUAGGAAUAAUACACAACCCCUUCUUCUGAUGCAGUACAUUUCCUGAAAAAAGGGGACUGUGUUAAUCCAGCUUCCUCUCCACGUCAUUAAAGCAGGUUUAUACUCCUCCUCAAACGUAUUUUUCCACAUAAAACGAAAUCCAGCUGUGGUGCGUCAUGCGCGUCUGGUCUUGCUCCAUCGACUCACAACAAGGGGGAAGCGACGCAAAGAUGUUGUUCUGCCUUUCUGUCUGUUUAGCUCUGCUGUGGACGACUGGGAGUAUGAUGAAUGUUGGAGGCAAGCAGAGCCUUCACACUUUGAACGACAUGUUUGCUGAAGUGGAGGAGCUGAUGGAGGAUACUCAACACUUCCUGGAUGAGGCAGUCGACCAGAUAAGAAGUGAGAGUGCCAAGUCUUUGUCCCAGCACAAUGACACAGAGAAAGCUGCAACCACGACCAUGCAAGUCCUCAAUAAAACUGACGAGGAAAUGACAAACAAGACAGAAUUCUCUCAACUCCAUCUGGAGAUCUAUGGCCAGUGGAACAGUGUCGCUCAUGAAUGUCUGGUGGACGAGGACUGUGGCGAACUGAAGUAUUGUUGGUAUGAGAUGGACAACUCCAAGUGCCUGCCCUGCAUACCAACUGAUAUGCCCUGUACUAAAGACGAGGAGUGCUGCUCAAAACAGACGUGUGUUUGGGGCCAGUGUACAGUCAACGCCACUCAGGGAACAGAAGGAACAAUCUGUCAGGGUCAGAGUGACUGCAGACCGGACCUCUGCUGUGCCUUCCAACGAGAGCUUUUAUUCCCGGUGUGCAACCCCAAACCAGGAAAAGGGGAAUCCUGCCUGAACCAACCCAACCUGUUGAUGGACAUGCUGGCCUGGGAUCAGGAGGGUCCUCGCGACAAUUGCCCCUGUGCCAAUAACCUGCAGUGCCAAAUGAACGGGGGCACUGGAGCCUAUCUCAGCUGCACUCGGGCGGAAGGCAGGGUACACCCUGGACAAGUCGCCACCUCAUCACAGGGCCAACACAGAUAGACAGACAACAUUCACACACUAGGGACCAUUUAGUGUUGCCAAUCAACCUAUCCCCAGGUGCAUGUCUUUGGAGGUGGGAGGAAGCUGGAGUACCCGGAGGGAACCCACGCAGUCACGGGGAGAACAUGCAAACUCCACACAGAAAGAUCCCGAGCUCAGAUUGAACUCAGGACCUUCGUAUUGUGAGGCACACGUACUAACCCCUGUUCCACUGUGCUGCCUUGCUUAAUUUCUGUU
This is a messenger RNA of Nerophis lumbriciformis (worm pipefish), 1325 nucleotides long. RefSeq names its product dickkopf WNT signaling pathway inhibitor 3b (gene dkk3b). Gene Ontology annotation, biological process: negative regulation of canonical Wnt signaling pathway; multicellular organism development. Gene Ontology annotation, molecular function: receptor antagonist activity; co-receptor binding. Gene Ontology annotation, cellular component: extracellular region. The record is from RefSeq and is a predicted model, not a curated record. Lineage: Eukaryota; Metazoa; Chordata; Actinopteri; Syngnathiformes; Syngnathidae.